This is a messenger RNA of Penicillium pulvis, 936 nucleotides long. RefSeq names its product aminoglycoside phosphotransferase family protein. NCBI's taxonomy places the organism in Eukaryota, Fungi, Ascomycota, Eurotiomycetes, Eurotiales, Aspergillaceae. The transcript has a single exon. The record is from RefSeq and is a predicted model, not a curated record. The coding region runs from base 1 to 936 and encodes 311 amino acids.
AUGCAAAAGGAAAUUCCCCUCCAAGAAUCUAUCAUACAGCAGUCUUCAUGCCACUGGCGACUAGGUUCCAUGAUGGAAUGCCAUCGGGUCACAACACCCGACAAGUCAUACACCGCGAAAUGGAAAGAUGGGGACUCGUGGUACCACAUUGGCCCCGCGACCGCAGAAUCUAUUCUUGCUCGCGCAGAAGCCAACGACUUUCCCCUGAUUCACAAGACGGGGAACCAGUCCGCUGUGUGGGCUAUCGGAAAUAACGCCAUCUGCAAAGUCCACCCUUGGGUUGCGAACAUGACCCAGGAGAGUGAGAUCAUCCAGUUUAUUCGAGAAAAUGCGCCUGACAUACCGAUUCCCGAAGUGAUUCAUUCCUGGGUCGAUGGGGAUCGAAGCUUCCUGGUUUUGAGACGAGUCGAGGGUACGACGCUGAGGGAUGCCUGGGAAACCAUGACAUUCAAUCAGCAAAAGUCCAUGGUGGACGAAGUAGCUGGCUAUUGCGAUAUCAUGGCCUCCCUACAAUCAGAGCGCAUCGAGAGUGUACAGGGUGGUGCGAUUCGAGAACCUUACCUAGCAGAACACCCGUGCGACUUGUUAGGACCUCUGACUGCAAGCGAGAGCAAGAAAUACUUCUUUCGGGAUGACUUUCAGCAAAACCCGAAGAUUGGUAAUUCGUUUCACUUUUAUCACUCUGAUCUUGGGCCUGGCAACAUCAUGGUGCACAAUAACAGAGUAUCGGCAAUCAUUGACUGGGAGUCGGCUGGCUUCUACCCUCACUUUUGGAUUUCCACCAAACCAUCCGUCUCUCCGGGCUUUGAUUUUGACCCACCAACUCCAGGCGUCGAGGAUUUUGAGUGGCGGAGGUUGCUGAGAACCAAACUUCAAGAACUUGGCUACCCACGAUAUGCAGAUUGGUAUAUGAAAUGGAGAGGCAUUGAAUCUUGA